This is a messenger RNA of Drosophila santomea, 9226 nucleotides long. RefSeq lists its product as uncharacterized. Lineage: Eukaryota; Metazoa; Arthropoda; Insecta; Diptera; Drosophilidae. The record is from RefSeq and is a predicted model, not a curated record. Bases 991 to 4866 code for a protein of 1291 amino acids. Gene Ontology annotation, cellular component: plasma membrane. Gene Ontology annotation, molecular function: stretch-activated, monoatomic cation-selective, calcium channel activity. Gene Ontology annotation, biological process: calcium ion import across plasma membrane. The transcript is spliced from 5 exons.
CGUUCGCGUUCGCUCGGUUUUACCGUUCGAAAACUUCGGGAAAACUAAGCGCUAGUGAAAAUGAAAAUAUGCAAGGCAAUAUCAAUAAAUCACAACAAAAAUGAGCUAAAAGUUAUUAGUCCAAAAGCCUGGCAUCGCGAAAAAGUUCCCGAAUCAUAUUCAUAUCCAUUAGCAUUACCGUAAUGAAUUUCGAGAGAGCAAAUAGCGCAAAUAGAGCGCAUUGGGAAACCGAGAGCGUGAGCGCACAAAACGUUUUCGAACAUUAGCCCCCAUUUUUUUGUGACUGAAAACACACACAUUAAUAUCGGAAAAAUGCCCCUAACAGUGCCUAACCAGCGAUUCUUUGUCUUUGUGCAGAUUUCUUAAUUAAUUAAUAAUAAUGUGAGCAACCCAAGCCCAAAUAAUAAUACAAAUCAAAGAGCGAAAACCCAAUUCAACGAAGCAAACGAAUUUCAAAAUGUCCAAUUCCGAUUCCAAUUCCAAUUGCAAUUCGAAUUCCAAGGUUAUUGUGCAACACCAGCAGCCACCACCAGCAGCCACCAACAACAAUAAUCUACGUUAAAUGAAAUAAUCAAAUUAAUACUAUUAUGCGAGUAACGAAGAAGUAAAACGCUAAGCGCAGUGUGUUCGAAACCCAAGAAUCGCGCUCCUCUACGCAGGUGACUUGGUGAUUUGCAUGCUAGCCAGUGAUCAGCUGGAAGGGAACUGGGAACCUGGCUGCUGCGGAUUCAUGCCGCUGGAUGUGGACGCAGGGCAGCAACUGAAGCUGGAGCGGCUCUGGCGGGAACAGAGGGAUAAGAGGGAACAGAGGGAUCAGACGGAUCUGACGGAUCGAGAGAGAGCCGAUCGCCAUCCAAGAAUACCGCUCCGCAGCCCACACUACUGAUGAUGAUGGGGCCAUGAGCCCAUCAUUAUUCGCAUUGAAUUGGAGUCGCAAGCGCGUCUCAAGCGGGCCUGCACCAUGCUAGCACCGCCGAACCCGAGGUCAAUAUGCGGCCAGGACCCGGGCUGGUCGUGAUGGCGCUUGCGUUUAUUUCGGGGGCUCGGCGUGGCAGCAGCAGCAGCAUCAGCUCAGCAACAGCAACACCAACAGCGGCAGCAACAUCUGCAGCGGCAGCAGCGGCGGCGGCGGCAGCAGAAACAUCCGCAGCAUCAACAUCCGCAGCAGCAGCAGCAGCAGCAGCAAACACAGCAGGCGGCCGUAAAAGGGGCAGAAGUGGCGGCGGAGUCGGAGGCGGAGGAGUUGCAACCACGUUACCGUCCACUGGCGAGUCGUCGUCAUCGUCAUUCGUUCGCAGCUCUGGCUCAUACCUGCUGCCCAUCUUCCUGCCCCACCAUCUCGACUUCGCGCUCCAGUUCCACCCACAACUGCCGCCGCGGGAGUACAGCAAGGACCAGGCCCACUCCGAGUCCUGGGCGUCCUCGAGGAUUGCGGACAGGCUUCAGCAGCGGCGACGACGACGCGAGAGCAGCAGCAGCCGGGAUAUAGCAGGUAGGGCAGGCGGAACAGGCGGUACAGGCGGUAAAGGCGGAUCGGGAGCGGACCCAGGAGGUCUGGGAGUCACUGCCGGUCACAGCACCGAGUCAAGCGAGGCCAACAACCCGGAGGACGACGGCCAGGAGGAUCGCGGCCUGACAGUGCAGUUCCCCUCGUCGCAGGCCUACGACGAGGACCAGGACAUCUUUGCCCUGGUGGCCGAGGACGACCUGCUGUCCGAGGAGUCCUUCGAUCGCCUGAUCAAGCUCAACGAAGACGCCGACGAGGAGGACUACAAUCUGCAGCAGCAGCAGCAGCUGCAGCAGCACUUGCCGCAACACAAGCAGCAGCAACAGCAACCCGGAGCGGAAACGGAAAUAGACACAGAGCCAGAGAGCGAGACGGAAACGGAGACGGAGACGGAGACAGAGACAGAAGCGGAAGCGGAGAGAGAGACCGAACAGCAGCAGCAGGACGAGAGCCGACUGAUUGAUGAAGGUGUCCUGCAGCACAGCGACCACAGCAACAGCCACUCGAAGGAGUUCGCCAUCAGCUACGAUAACAACAAUAACAAACGGGAGGCCAGCGGCCACAUCCUUGAUGCCCAGACGGCGCAGUUGAUCGGCCACAAGGAUAACACCGCGCCCGCCUCGGCCAGCACCGAGUCGGCAGGAGCCAGCAGCAUCACCACAUCCUUGCCAGCGCCCGUGGAUCUGAAGAAGUCCAUACUCGGGACUGCGACUUCGCUAACACGCCUUAAUCCUUGGAUAUCAGCCUGUGAUCUGGCACAGCCGGGCACAGGAACCGACUUGCAGGGUCAGUGCUCGGCUGGUACACUGCCCAUGGCCUGGGUCGAUGAGGGACCCGGGCCCCCAACCUGCCCGCGAUCCUGCGCCGAGCAGCAGCAACAGAAGCCAGUGGCCUCCAAGGCCAAGCGGAGUGCCACCAGUAACAAUAAAGUCAAGUAUUUCGUAAACUAUAAGACAACCCAGAUGCGUUUGCGCCGCGCUGGGGACCACGCGAUGGACGCCACCGACAGCCAUUCCCCGCUGGCCAGCGAGCGGCCUCCGAGCACCACCGACGACCAGGACGUGGACGCGGACGUGGACGUGUCCUCCACCACUACUGAGGAGGCGGAGCCGGAGCCCACGCUGUCCUACAGCCAUCUGCAUGCCCAGGAGCCGGUCCUCGCCCACCAGCAGGAUCCGCGGGAGCGGGAGCAGGAGCAGCAGGAGCAACAACAGUGCCUUGAAUAUCUGGGCGAUUCCGCCGAGUCGAGUCCGCAGCACCUGUGCGGCCUCCAGUCACCUGGUCACCUGCUGGAGCGGCUGAAGGUCCUGCGGCUGCGCAACUGCUGCGAGAGGAGCGUCUUCAGCUCCCUGCACACGCUGGCCCUCAAUGCCAGCCUCACCGAUCGGCAGGAGUGCGUCCGCGUGCUCAGCGACCUGCUGGACGUCGAUGGACUGGCCAACAGGAUCACCUGCGAGCUGGCCGAGAUCCUCUUCCGCUUCGACUGCCGGCAGGUCUACUCGCUGAUCAACCAGUGCGACGACUGCAAGGAAGCAUAUCGUCGCUGGGUCUGCAGUACACUAGUGCCGUAUUUCGCCGAGCCAAAGGACGUGUCGCCGCAGUCGCAGUCACAGACGCAGCCGAAGGACGAGGGGCAGGGCAAAGGCAAACGCUCGGCGAGGAGUGCGGCGAGUGCGGAGGCAAUGGCGAUGGCAACGGCGACGGCGACGGCGGACGGAAUCAAGCAUAAAUCUCUGAAAUUAAUCAGCAAUAACAAUAAAUCAAAUAACGGCAAUAACAUGAACGAGCGUCAGAUUAAUCAGAAGCAUGACAAGAGCUCCAAUGCGAACGCGAACGCGAAGGCGAACUCGAACUCGAACUCGAACGCCAGCAAGGACAUUGACCGCAGCGUGGAGGAGGCGAUUGACAGGGACCUGGCCCAGACAUUCUACGAUGUUGUUGGCCUGUCUAAGCCCCGCCGCGGCGAGGAGGAGCUCCUGCCGGAGGACGAGGCUGGAUUAGGGCGCAGUGCGGACGCGGACGCGGACUCCGAGGUGGAUAAGGGUGCGGAGGCAGAGAGGGAGACGGAGCUGGAGCUGGAAACGGAGGCCGAGGCCGAGGCCGAACAACAAUCCAAUAAUUUCAUAUCGACUGCCAAUAUUUCGGAUCCCAGAGCUACGGAUCCAGUGAUAUCAAAACUACAGAAGAGAUCAACACGCAAGACCGAGUUCCGUAAGCGUCGUCGUAUCCGGCCGUGCCUGAGCGUCUGCCAAACCGUGGAACAAAAGUGCCCCUACCUGCUGCCCGCCGAUCGCGCCCCUGCGCUGCCCACCCAAUAUGCCGGCGAGCCGACAUUUCUCUGCCUAGAUCAAAACAUACCCGAGACAGGGGCGCAGCUGGAGAAGUCGAGCUACGGCCCCAACGACUGCUGCUACAGCUACUGCAACGGACCGGCCUCCGGAAUCUGCACCGUCUGCCAGGACUUCAGCCAACCGCGCUCGGAGGAGGGCGAAGUGGCGGGCAACUCCACCCGCCGUGUGCACAACAUCACGCUCUCGCUGAGCUCACAUCCCGGCGAGCACGCCCGCGCCAAGAGCGUGGCCUUGGCCCUGCGGAACGUCAGCCAAACCGGAAGCGAUCCGGACGCCGUGGAUACGCUGCUCGACCGCCUGCCGUACUACGCCAGCCACGACGGCAUCUUCUACUACGACGAGGAGGGCGAGAUGCCGCACGCCUCGCUCUCCGGCGACUGUGCCGUAGUGCCCGCUGCGACCACGCGCUGCACCAUUCCGUACUACGCCUCCGGGACGGGUGCGGUGGCCAAGCCGCCGACGCAGCUGCUGGUCUGGCUGAGCGCCCUGCUCGGCCUGCUCAGCAGCUGUGGAGCGGCGCGCCAGAGGUGGAGCUGCCAGUGGAGCGGUGGCUGCGGCGGCCACCGGGGUCGCAGUCGCCAGGCGGUCGCCUGCGAGGCCAGCUGCCACGAGCAGGAGCUGGUGAAGAGCAGGAGCUGCAGCCAGCGGAGUCCGAAAGUGCGCAGCAAGGAACAGGUCAGGCCAGGAUGUCGGGAUCAGGACGCCGAGCUGGUGGCCUUCAGGACGUGGCUGUGGUCCAGCUCCUGGCACGCCUACCAGCUGACCUGCAGCAAAGUGCGAUACUUCAGCAGCCGGAGUAGGUUCAAAGGCGAGACGAGACCGGUUCGUUCAAAUCGUUCCACUAACUCCAAGGACCCGCGCUCGCUCAGAGGCGGGAGCGGAGUGCAGUGGAGCCGGGGGGCAGGAUGCACUAGGACUAGGAACUACCGCUUCUUCUACUACUACAACUACAACAUCAACGACUGGUGGCGGAGAUGGUGGCGCUGCCUGAGCAGCGGGGCCUUAUAGUGCCUGCGAGGAAUAGGGACUACCAUGACGACUCCCUCUCCAGCGAGGAGGCGAUACCAAGCACUAGUAGUAGCUAACUCAGAGGCGAUGCAUAUGCAUAUGUAUAUGCAUAGUAGAUGUGGCAUAGUAGAUGGUUCUAGGGAGACACACAGUGACGCAGUGACAGAGAACACACAAAUCCAUGGAAUACGAAUUAAACGAAACGGAAAACAGAAACCACUUAAAUAUUUAUGGUCCUCUUUCAAACGAAAUAAAAACAAGCAUGAAUUAAUUAUAAAUCUCUAUUGAAACAAAACCAAAAUAGCAUAUUUUAUUACAACUAGAACAAAGAAUAUGAAUAUUUAAUUAAACAAAAAGCAACUGCCACAAGAAUAGGUUUUUUAGAUAAACGAUAACGGAAGUAUAAAACAUAAAAAAAAACCAAAACAAAAUAAAAAAAUAAUUUAAAAAGCAUACAACUAAAACAUAAAAGGGAUACCGACGGAAAAUAUAAAUAGUUAUUAAUUUAAUUGCUGGCGAACAUAAAUACGAAACGUUUAGGUUAGCUAUAAAACAAAAAGACGAAUGGAAAAAUCCAAAUUUACUAGACUACAAAUUUGAGAGCGGCAAGGCGAUUAGAGGAAAAUGGGGAAAACCCCAAGUUCCACACACAAUUUCAUUCAGACAACAACAAGACGAGUUUAAGCCGCGUAUCAACCACCUUUCAAAGAAGAGCGAAACGUGAACUUUACUUAAAUUAGUUUACACAACUACAUACGCGUAUGUGUAUGUGUAUGUGAAAAGUACUAUAGUCAAGGUGGGAGCGAUUUAACUAACAAUUAAAACAAUUACGGGAAGAAAGCAAAGAGAAGCCGCAAAAGUGUCUAAAAUGUCUUUAUUUAGUAUGCAAAUAAGAGGAAGUAAACAUUUGUAUAACCCAAUAAAGCAAAAGAGCCAAAAUGAAAAAUGAAAAAUGAAACAUGAAAAAGGAAGAGUAUGUAAAACGCACAGUAACACGUAUCCUUAAGAUUCAUCGACCGACCGACAAGGCGAGGGAGCGACUCUGGCCGAGAUUCGAGAUCGGAUUCGGGUAGCAACGGAUACCGGGCAUUACCGGGAUUACCGACAUAGGACAUAUAUGAGUAUGAGUCGCAUAUAGUAUAUGUAUGUACGUUAGAUAUAGUCAAAAUGUGCAACGUAAGCCGCAAAUUAAGGUAGAAGAGGGGCGUGGCGCGUCAGAAGAACAACAAUAUACCUACUAUAUAAAUACUAACAAUGAAUAAUAAUACUUUUUGUAAUAAAGUGAACUCUAUGUAGCGUAUAUAUAUAUAUUAAUUAUAUAUAUGAAAUAUAUAUAUUUAUAUAAUAUAUAUUGUCUUAACAACUUAUCGUACAUAAACUUUCAGCAAAUGAAAACUAUGAGAAAAUCGAAACGAGAAACCGAAACCGAAACAGAAACCGAAACCAAAACCAAAACCGAAACCCCUAAAGGCGAAAACCAAACGUAAAUAAUUAAGAAAUAAUUAGUCGUAUUUGGUAUUAACUAAUUAACUAUUAAAGUAAGAACUAAACAAUUUGAGAGAACCCUCUGAUAGAGCACACUCGCCCACACUCUCACAGAUCUAGAAAGACACCUCUUCGAGCACUCCUAAUGGUUCAGUUCAAGUUAGUUUCCCCCACCCAAUCACCCAAUCACCCAAUCACCCAAUCACCCGAUGAACCGAUGACCCCAAGACCCGAUGACCCGGUGACCAGGAAUCCGAUCACCCACCCCACUUCCAUCUGUCACUCCACCACUCUCAGACGCUUUCAAGUUUUCGGAAAAGUCCUUUGUUCGAUCCUUUCACUGAGGUCUAUUGUCGAACGGUUGAACCCACUGCAGGCAGUGUCGGAAUUACCAGGACUUAAGUCUAUUAGGAUGUAAUUUUCCGUUGUGCAUCGGAACGUUACCCACUUCUACACUUUCCCACACGAGUUUCCACAACAUCUUGCAUUACCAAACUGACGAAAUUACUUUAGGAGGUAGGAGGAGGUAGCAGGACAGCAAGACAGCAGUACGGAUUUUGUUAGGUGUUGUAGUAGUAACGUAUCGAUAUAACGAGCAGGAGCAGGAGCAGCAGCAGAAGCCUUCAUCACGAACCCUCCAUUUCUCUCUGGUUAGCCCCCAUAUCAAUAACAAUAACGCUUUGUAAAUACAGAUUACGUAUGAGCAAUUUGCCUCGAAUCCAUCUGCACAGUCCCAUCCCCGAAGCAUCCACAUGCAAACGACGUUACACCUUCGCUCCUUUGAUUCUCCAGGUGUCCAUCACCCCCAGUGGCGUCCGUCGAUAUGGCGAUGGUGCGGGUUGACGUGGCCAAACUUUUCACUUAUUACUAUAAGUACAGGGGCGUGUCUAGGAUGCAUGCCUUUUCUUGAGAAACGGGGGGCGUAAGAGCGGUAGAGGGGCGGAUAGGGGUGGACAGGGGCGGAACGACACCGUUAUCAGUCAUUUCAAUGGCGGAACGGAAGCGGAAGCGGAAACGGAAUCGAAAACGGAAACGGAAAAGGUAACGGUGGCGGAAAUAGAAACAGUAACAGAAACAGCAGCAGAAACAGAAACAGAAGCAGAAAGAAAAGAGCAAAGGAACAGGGCAGAGUCAGCCGCUGGCACAAAUUGCGCGCAUAUAGAAUGCAAAUUGUUAUGAAUUAUUGUGUACUUUUGUAAAACUUUUUGAUAUAUAUAAUAUAGUUAACAUGAAUAGAUGCCUAAAUAAUAAUAAAUUAAAUAUUAAUUUAUUUAAAUGUAAACAAUAAAUAGAGAAGGACACUGGAGUAGGCCGGCGGAUGCGGACACGGAGGCGGACCGAGAUCGACUCCAGUCCGCUGCAGUUGGUCGGUGCGACUCGAUCCCGGGCCCCAAUCCAUAUCCGUGCCCCGGCAUUAGCGUAUGUACGAAUAAAUUUUAGGCACCGCAGGAUCUUGAGGAGGAUCAUGACGCCCCUUCGGCGGGGGAUGAUCCGUUCCAGGAGGCGGCGAUAUCUCCGAUAUCCCUGUGCAUAGCGAAACUAGUUGAAUUGUGUACGUAAUGUGGGUGAAACCAUAGCUCCAGAUCUGAUCCAUCUGAUCCAUCGACUUUGCAUGGUAGACAGCGCAUCGACACCACCUCAUGCGGUCCAUACACAAUCGAUUCACAUUCGAAUCCAGAUCCGAAUCAAUAACCAAUUAGCACGAAUUAUAUAAUAAUUUUUGUAAUUGAUUAGCCGCUGCCACACAAGCAAAACCAAAACCAAAACCAAAACUAAAACCAAAAAUCGAAAAACAACAGCAAGCAAAAAGCAAAACCCGCUGCAGCGUUCGCUAGUAAUUAUUUUUUACAAAAACCGAAAAAAAACAAAUAUUUCAAAUAUGUAAAAAAAGAGAUUUUUAAAAACCGAAACAAAAUUGGAAACACGAAAUUCUUUUUAGGCCAAAUGAAAUUACAUAAUUGUGUGCCAGGACAAAAGUGACAAAAUAUAAAAAAGAACAAAAACGUUAAAAUGUGUUGUAUUUAAUAUCAUGCAAGCAUGCACAGAAAACCGAGCGAGCAAGGCGAAUAAACAAAAACAAUUAAUAUAACGAAAUUCAUAGCGUCAAGUCAAGUUUAAUUUAAUUAAAUGAAAACAUAGACUAAUUUAAUGGUUAUGGUUUAAUGAAAAGCCAGCCGCCACACAGCUAGCAAGCAAAACAAAAAGUCUCCAUCAAAUUGAAUACUCUAACCAUAGUAAUUCCCGAAUGAAAGUUUGCAUAGUGAAAAAUCGAAUCCAACAAUGACACAAUGGCCCCUCCCGAAUAACAGUAAUUUAGUGGAAACUGAUAAAUAAAUAAUAAAAAAAACGUAAAACCUAAACCUAAACCUAAACCUAAACCCCACUUGAGACAGCUAAAACUUUAAAAAACUAAACUAAAAAACUGAAAUCUUCUGUACUUGUUAUUAAAAUACAAAACGUAAGGAUAAAGAAAACAUAGAAGAAUCAACAAAUUAUAAAUAAAACGUAAAUGAAAAUAAAAAUAAAAAUAAAAAACGAUGAAAAGCCCAAAAAUAGAACACAAAAACGAAAUUUCAUAGUCCUUAAGCUAAACUCUAAAACCAAAGAAAAUUAAAAAUUAAAUUCCCCCAGCCAAACUAUCUAACGUAAUGAAAUUCAUUUCCCAAGCGAACGGAGGAGGAAUAGUAAUACUUUCUAAUAAUAAUGGCAACUGGCAUAAUUAUGGUAAUUGUAAAAUAAUUAAACAAUGACGUAAACGUAAUACCAAAAACGGAAAAAAUCGAAAAUAAUAAAAAUAAAUUGUUGUUAUUGAAUGUAUUUGUAUAGAAAAAUUAUUAUGAUUAUGACGAUGAAUAAUAAAUGAUUACAAAAAUAA